Oncorhynchus kisutch (coho salmon) is the source of this 954-nucleotide messenger RNA. RefSeq names its product type-1B angiotensin II receptor-like. The transcript has 3 exons. The coding region runs from base 1 to 540 and encodes 179 amino acids. Gene Ontology annotation, molecular function: angiotensin type II receptor activity; C-C chemokine receptor activity; C-C chemokine binding. Gene Ontology annotation, cellular component: external side of plasma membrane; membrane. NCBI's taxonomy places the organism in Eukaryota, Metazoa, Chordata, Actinopteri, Salmoniformes, Salmonidae. Gene Ontology annotation, biological process: neutrophil chemotaxis; regulation of vasoconstriction; immune response. The record is from RefSeq and is a predicted model, not a curated record.
AUGAAGAGCAUCCUUGGGUUCCUGUUUCCCUUCUUCAUCAUCAUCACCUGCUACUGCCUGAUUGGUGGAGCCUUGGUCAGGGCGCGGAGCAUCCAGAAGACCACCUGGUCAAGAGACGAUGAGGUGUUGAGGAUACUGGCGUCGGCUGUCCUAGUUUUCUUCCUGUGUUGGGUGCCCCACCAGGUUUUACACUUCAUGGAUCUGCUGGCCCAGCUGAAGGUUGUAACUAACUGUGUGAUGGUGGACAUCAUCGACACGGCCAUGCCCUUUACCAUCUGCAUCGCCUUCCUCAACAGCUGUGUCAACCCUAUCCUCUACAGCUUUGUGGGGCAGAACUUCAGGAAAAACCUGUUCCGACUGCUCCACUGUUCCCCCUCUGGCCCCGAAGGGACACACCCAUACAUCAGCACUAAGAUGUCUACCUAUUCCUACCGCGUCUCCGAGGUACUGCACCUCACCAACAAAAACAAGCAGGCCAUGGAGGCCAUGUCUAAUGUGAAGAGAGGAGAGAAAGAGGUGAAGUGUGUAGCUGUGUACUAAUUCUAGAACCACAAAUAGAUAAUAUGUGUUUUAAUUCUAGAAUGACAAAUAUAUAAUAUGUGUUUUAAUUCUAGAACUAUACAGAUAUAAUAUGUGUGUCAUGACUUCCACCGAAGUGGGCUCCUCUCCUUGUUCGUUCGGCGAUCGACAUCACCGGCUUUCUAGCCAUCGCCGCUCCAUUUCUGAUAUUCCAUUGGUUUUGUCUUGUUCCAUUACACACCUGGUAUUCAUUCCAUAAUUACUGCAGGUAUUUAGUCCUCUGUUUCCCCUCCAUGUCUUUGUGUGUAUUGUUUGUUCGUGAUGUGGAUUAUUGUUGGGCGCUUUAUUUUUGCCAUGUUCUGUGUUUUUGGCACGUUAUUGUUUUUAUGUGCUGUAUUUGGUGAAAUGAAAGUGCACCUGUUCACUCUGCUCUCC